Messenger RNA from Suillus bovinus, 498 nucleotides. RefSeq lists its product as uncharacterized. The transcript is spliced from 4 exons. The record is from RefSeq and is a predicted model, not a curated record. Lineage: Eukaryota; Fungi; Basidiomycota; Agaricomycetes; Boletales; Suillaceae. Bases 1 to 498 code for a protein of 165 amino acids.
AUGUCUGCACCUACAGAACUUCCUAUAGAUGCGGAGUCUACGAAGAAGCUUGAGAAGGAAUUCUCAAUGGAGGCCAAAUCUGAGGAAAAGAAAAUGCAGUCAGCCUUCAAAGAUAUGCACAAACACGAAAAAUUAGAAGCCAAGGCUUGCAAGUCCGUAAACAAAGCUGAAAAAGCUGUCAAGAAGUUGGAAAAGCUGGAGCUGGAGACCGUUCAUUCCCUCCAUGCCAUCACCCACAAACACGACGUAGCUAUUGCAGACCUUCACAAGGCGCAGGCAAGCCUUCAUACUCAGCAACAGCAGCUAGAAAAACACAAACAAGACUCAUUAACUGCACGAACACACGUCGACCAGGUCGCCAAGGAUAAGAACGAUCAUGAUCGUGAUCGUCGCGAUAAACUCAAUCAGCUGCACUCAAGCCCGGCGAUCCAGACCGGUGGUCCGAGCGCCGGCUCUUCAGGUGCCUCUAGUACUGGUGCAAGUCAGGAAAGGACGUAG